AGGGCGAAGCGCUCCCUUGAAGUGUGGCGUUGCGCUCGCCGCGCAGAAUCGCACUUUCGACCGGAGUUGGCUGCUCUCGCGGUCUCGGCGUCGGAGCAGCGCGUGCCGGCUGGCCCUGCCUCGGCGUCUCGCCUGGGUCAAGUGCCGGAGGAAGCGCGAUGCGGGAGCCCGGACAGACGAAGCGGUAGCAGCGCGGCGAUCUCGCUGGGAAACGGCUUGCUGCUCGACGGCGUCUAAUGCUCUCCUUAGUUUAUUUGUCUGGAAAAGCGAGAGUCCACUCUAGGGUCGGAUUGAAGGUUGCCGAGGCAGAAGGAAAGGAGCGAGAAAAGAAGAGGCGAGCAAUGGAGAGAGGGGUGUCUUUGUGCCGUUUGCUUCUUUGGCACUAGCGUACAAAAAGGAGAAGGUGGAAGGGAGGAACCCCCGGCGUUUCGAGACUCCAGGCGCUGAGAAGACCUGGGCGCGCGUGGCAGCGGCGAGCGGGCAAGGGGAAAUUUGACGCGUUGCAAAUCUUAACCGGAUUUGGAUUUGUGAUUUGUUUUCUUGCCCGCGUUUUGUUUUUUGUUUUUUUUUUGCUCCCGGAAUUUGCUGCAAGUUGAGAAGCUUGCAAUCUGGAUUUCAUGGAGCGGGGAUUCUUGAUACUUGUUGGACUUACAUUUCUCUCGAGCGCAGGUUUCUCGCUAUCCACCUCUCAAAGUGGGCUGAGGUUUCUGGGUCUCUCAGAGAGAGUCAGCAAGGAAACUAGCACAGGACCCGGAAGGCUGGAUUCAGCUACCAGCUCCAGACCGGACAACGUGGCUGGCCUUGAGGAGGUCCACCACAGAGUCAAACGCUGUACUUGCUACACGUACAGAGAUAAAGAGUGUGUCUACUACUGCCACCUGGAUAUCAUCUGGAUCAACACCCCAGAGAAAACUGUUCCAUAUGGGUUGGCUAAUUACAGGGGAAAUUUCCGGGUCAGAAGGUCCACAGAGCAGCAACACAAGAGCUUGCAUUCAUUAGAAAGGUCUCCACCACGCUGCUCUUGUACAGAUCGACGUGACAAGUUGUGCGUGCAGUUUUGCACAUGGGAUGUCCAAUGCAAUCAUCUGAAGCAAAUGAGCCACCCAGCAGGAACAGUUCUCCAUGAAGAAGAAAAGCAUGCUCUUGCCCAGUAGCUUGGAAGAAGUCCUCUGGUUUGAACUGGAGAGGUAUGAUCUAUGUUAAUUAUGAGAAUGUGUGGUAGUGUGAGGAGUCAGGAGAUAAAACAACAAAUCAUGGUUUAAUUUUACAUGUGAAUGUAGCUCUUUUCAGUCACCUGGCAAGGCAGAGCAGUUUUGUUCUGGGUGCAGAUGGGAGGCAGGCUGCAUGAGAUAUACCCCUGUUAGGACUCAGUUUUCAGCCUCAGUUCUGCAGGAAAUGUUUGCAUCCCAAGUGGUAUUUUCUUCUUUCUGCACAAUAAUCCCGAGAGAUAAGUUAGUUUGAAAGAUAAAGGAUUGCUGAUCAAAACAGCAUAUAGAGUAGGCCUGUCUGAGCCAUUUGGAGCGAAGUGCUAUAUCUAGACUAAAAAUACAGAAUAUCACUAAAUGGUACUAAAGAGAUACAGAACACUCUUAUUCCUUGCCACCAUCUCUAGUGAUCAUCCAAAUAUUUGCAGCCCAGGUAUGGGGGCCCUACCAAACCUGCUGCUUGAAACAUUGAGAUGUGUGCUAACUCAUCAAGCAGCAUUGACUAACUCUUGAAACAGCUGCGCUAAGCUUUCCAGAAGAUGUAUCUUCUUGCUGCUUUAAGGGGUACUUUCAGAAAGGUGCUUUACUCACUUCCUGAACUACCAUUCUGAGUGAUUUGUUCAUCCUUAUUAUGCUAUUUCUUCAGCCUACACCCAGACAACAUUGUAUUCCAAAAGAGAAAUGUCUCCAUUUUGAGGAAUAAAAUGACUGCUAGCCUGUGCAUAGGUACCUGGGAGUAAGCCCCAUUAUAGGAACUUUCCAGACCACUAAAAUCUUUUGAGAUACUGUAACCUUCUUGGAGAACUCUGAAUGACCUUUCAGGAUCUCAAAGGAUUUUGAGACUUUUCUUUAGAAGAGGAAUCACCUGGGAGGGAACAAGAGAACAAAAAAACUACUCUCUGUGGAAGAAUCCAUAGUCCCAGUCUCCUCUAGACUAUGGACGUGGCAAAACUCCUGCUUUACUUGGGAAGCAACCUUGGCCUCUGCUGCUUAAGAAUCAAUUUGUGGAUGUUUGUAAAGGAGGCAGUGGACUUGAGUGUGUAUUGCUGUACUGAUUUUUUAAAGUUUAUCUCAUACCUUUGCUUCUUGCAGGAACACUCAUUAUAUUCCAAAGAUUUGUCCCUAAUGAUGAAAUAAUCUCAAGUCAGUUUCCUAUAGUUCUAAGCAACUAACAACAUUUCUUUCAGUUGUAGGGAGUGACCAAGAGAAAAAUGGAGGUGGACUCAUAUCAGAAGUCUCUUCUGCUACUGCCCUUGUAAGACUUCUGAGAGUCCAAAGGGAGAAGCCCAUAGCUGUCUAUAGGCAGGGCUGGAUAACUGUUCAUUCUAAGAGUGCACUCAGUUGUUGUGUAGUUGGUUGGGUCUGCGCUCCAGGAAGUAGGCGGGUCAGGACAAAGAAAUGGGUGGGGCCAAGACAAAAGUCUAAUUGUAAUUGAAAGCAAACUAAGUGAAUUAAAUCCAGUUAAGCUGAUGCUGUCCUAUGCAUUUCAUUAUUUAUUAAAUUAUUUACAUCCAGUAUUUUCAAUUAUUCUGCGGUAAUAAAAACCAUAGUUCAGUUAUAGUGUUUGGAAGGGCUCUGGGGACAGCCUUUAGACCUCUGGGGGCCAUAUCUGGCUUUUAAGGCUUUAGGCUUUGCAUCUCUACUCUAGGAGGUAGAACUUCUCUUCACACUGGACAUGCUGCUUUUGCAAGGCAGGGCUGGUUGGAAAAAAAGCAGUGAAAAUUUAAAAUGGAUUUUCUGAAGUGCUAUUCUGAUGUUUUAGAGCAGUGGUUUGACCCAAUUACCCCUUUUCCCAGUCUCAAUGUCAUUAACCCCCCCCCCCCAAUCCAGACUCUGUUGUCUCACCCAAGCAUCUUGACAACAGCAGUCCAAACUGGAUCCUCAACUCACAAACAAGCAAUUACACAUUGCUACAUUACCCCCAAGAUAUAUCCAAAUCACCUUCUUGGGGGUAAUUAUCCCCAGUUUAAGAACCUAAAGUCUGCACAGUAAUCAUACUAUGUCUCAGGGUCUCUUUGUUAUUUUUCAAGUCACCUUUGGCCUUAAUAAUUCCCAUGCUUUUGUAAUGCAGAAGAUACUCAACAAAUAUAUAUCCAAAUGAUGCUGUCUUUUUGACUAACUGUUGAUAGACAAAUGUGUUUUAUUCCCAAGGUAAGACGUUGAGAACGCUACCUAAGAUAUGGGGGAAAAAAAACCCUCACCCAGGGUGAAUAUUGUGCCCAGAUUUUCAAAUGGAUUUUCCAACAGUACAUGCUUCCUUUUCCUGAAUGGUGGCUUUUUCAAAGUGGGGACUUCGCAUGCUUGAAGAACAUUGUACUGUUCAUCAUCUCUAACAUGGUCAUAGUUCCAUGAGGCAGAAUGAUUAUUAUUAUUUGCCAUGUUAAGAUUCAGAGGACAGCUCUUGCCACCAUCUCAAAGAUGCUGAUGUAUAAGGGGAAAAAACCAAGCUUUACUUGCUUGUUGUAUAUGUGUAUACAAGCGCCUCAUUUCCUGCAAACUCAUGUCACGAGAGAAAUUGGUACAUUUUAGAAUACGUAUAUAUGAUGUCAUCUCUUGUAUGUUUAAAAAAAAACCUUUUCCUAAUCUUAAUCAAACCUGUCCUUUUGUAAUUUCAGUGGCAUUUUUUUAAAAAAAUGACAAUAUCUAUGCAGAUGAAAUAAGAAUGGCUAUUAAUAUUAUAAUAUAUAGCAAGCUAACAGAAUAUUGCAUAUUUCUUAGAUUAUUGGAUUCAAGCACUGAUCCCUGCAAUAAAACUGAAUUUUAAAACAAAUCUAUGGGAUAGAUUUUGAGAUAAGGAUUCAUAUACUACAUUUAUCUAUACAAGCCUAAACACAGCUCCAAAACCCUUCUUUUGGUCAAAACUCUGAGAGACAUACAUUUGCUAAUGACAAUCAGGGGUGUAAUCCUUAAUUUUAAUUUCUAGAAGGGUUGAGUGGAAACAGUUACUUGGAGUUCUGAAAGUACAGGCAAUGCAGAUAAUUAGAGAUAUUUCAACACAGCUGAAGAAAGGGCGCAGAAUACCCCUUGUGACUGGAAUUGAUUGCAUGUUGAUUUAAAGAAGAUGUCAGGAGGACAUUGAUCUGGCGUUUGCUAAUCAAAGAGGAAAAAGGAGUGCACUGGUAACAGUUGGAACCCUUUUGAAGGGCACUUGAUUAAAACUGGGAUUUUUCCGUAUAGUGUUAUAGUUUAUUAGAGGUCAACUAUUACAACUCUGAGCUGAAUGCAUUAACUCUUGGACCUACUGCAAAACAAAAAAGCCAAGAAAACCCAGCUAACUCCCAAACUGGCUGUAUAACAUUUACAAAGUGAUACGGGACUUUUUGUUUUGUUUUGCAAAGAGAAGAA
This is a messenger RNA of Python bivittatus (Burmese python), 4550 nucleotides long. It is a transcript of the gene EDN3, whose product is annotated as endothelin 3. The record is from RefSeq and is a predicted model, not a curated record. Gene Ontology annotation, biological process: regulation of vasoconstriction; regulation of systemic arterial blood pressure by endothelin; intracellular calcium ion homeostasis. Gene Ontology annotation, cellular component: extracellular region. NCBI's taxonomy places the organism in Eukaryota, Metazoa, Chordata, Lepidosauria, Squamata, Pythonidae. Gene Ontology annotation, molecular function: endothelin B receptor binding; hormone activity.